UUGAAAAUAUUAAGAUAAAGCGAGAUAAAUGAAAAUGAUCGAAGCCGAAAUGAGUCAAUUUCGAGAGCUGGAAAAAUCCGUGCGCUGGUACCGUGGCAUGUCCGCCCAACAGAUACGAGCGUGCAACAAAUUGUUGCACGCGUUGCGCGACGACAUCGAACAGGAAUCGACGUACAGAGUGCGUGAAUGUCUCUCGUUGUUGGGAUUGCAACCAAUAGCUAAUGCCAAGCAGAUAAAGACUAUAAUUGAUAUUAGUUACAUCAACGAUUUGGCCUUCCUUUGGUUCCUGUGGGAGGCCUACUACAAGAAGCCGCACAGCUGUUUGGGCGAGUACAAUGAUUUCACGAUCAAUGAGCAGUUGAUAUUGUCAGCUAUUGCUCAUCUGGAUAUGACGUCGACUAUGCGGGGACUGGAUAAAAUAUUGCCAAUUUCAGAUCACUCCAAGAAGUAUCAGGAAUUGCGCCGUGCCAGGGUGCAAAAGCUAACCGAACAGAGGCAACCAAAGUUGAAAACCCGCACGAAAGAAAAUGUAAAUAGUUCACCAUAUUCAGUUAGACAAGUGCGACCCAAGUACUUUGCACCCAUUUCGUCCCUUUCUAAGCCCAGGGAUCGCAAGGUUGUAUUUCCCCAUUACGACAGAUACAAGGAUCCAAUGUAUAUUAUACCCAAUGAGAGUUCCCGUUGGUUUGCCAGAUAUGAAAUGUCACCAGCGAAGCGGGAGGUCAAAAAAUGUAUAUCCGAUGCACUUGCUCAGCUCUUUGCGGAUGACAGUGUGCAAUUUCCUAAUCCCCUCUGCACUAUGCAUCGCCAUGUGAAGUAUUCGACGACUAGGAAGCAGCAACAGCUCAAGUUAGAGACGAUUCAGCGUUGCAUGCAAAUGCUGGAUGUGAAGGCAUCUCAGAGGAAGCAGCGCAGCGAACGCAUUGUCCAGCAACUGCAGCGAGAGGUGGAAUCCGCUGCACGUAAAUUGGAACUGUAUAAGCGACGCCAGCUAACGGCGUUGCGGAAGAUUACUGGAAGGGAAAGCCAUUGCCAGAGUUGUCAGAUGUGUACACAGCUGGUUGCAACGCCAGGUGUUGAACCAAGGUCAAAAGGUAAUUUCACCUUUCUGAUCUCAUCGGAUUUUGAAAUGCCUGGUGAUCCCGUAAGCAACCAAGCGGGCAAGUUGGAUGACGAGCAGGAUAUCCAUGUGCUGCAAUGGGGUAGAGAGAAACAUUAUAAAAAAAUACAUCUAGAGGCCAAUAAAGAGGAUUCACUCCAUCCACAAAUCAAUUUCACUGGCAGCAAAGCCCACUGUCCCAGUAAUGCCAAAAUGCCAAGAUUCUGUAAGUCGCAGUGUAAAGACGAAGACGCCAGAAUUCUGAUACUCAAUGACGAUGGUAAAAAUGUGCGCAAAUUGAAACCAACAGAAGUCUGCAAGUCUCCCAAAGAAAACAGCUCAUCCGAAACUGAGGAGUUCAAAUAUUGUUCUAGGAGAACCAUGAAGAAUGGUUUGUUGCAGUGGGACUUUUUCAAGAUAUUUGACGCAUAUUUACAUAAGAGAAGCACCGAUGCAGAGCCAUUGAUCAGAAGCUAUUGCAUACAAGCACUGAAUAAGGCUAUGGAAGGUCAUCAAGCAUUGCACAAAUAUCUUCAUUCUCCACAAACCUCUUCCGUUGCAGCGGACAAAUGUGCAAAGCAAAUAUUUCGAGAAUCUUACGGAAUCUUGGAGGAGUGUCUGAAGCAGCGAGAAGUUGCACAAACUGAUAGACUUCAAAUCACAAAUAUAGAUCCAGAAGAUAAGCCAAGGUUGAUGGACCUGUUGAAAAUAGCAAUGAAUAAGCUAAAAGAUAAUCCACAUUAUGUUUUAGUCACUCUACCGAAUGCACACAAAUUGCCGAUUUUACUUGAUUGGAUAGCCGAUAGAUAUGGGAAGACCUACAGCUAUCUGCAAAUGAAUAAGUUGGUCAACUCCAGUCGCAUUGUCUACGAGCAGCUGAUGAAACAAGCUGCCCAAAAGGCAUUACCAUUGCCCGAACCUGUUGGUUCUCACAAGAAUUUGUCGUGUCGUCUUAAGGAAAUCAAUGCGGAAUAUCAUGGGAGACUCAAUAAAAUAGCGCUGGAGAACUCGCGUCUUAUCUGGCUGGCAUUGCGUGGCUACUCCCAUCUGACCGACUCCAAACAGGAGACCUUCUUUGCGUAUAUGCCCACCAAGGAGCAGGAUUUUUUGCGCCAUAAUCUCUGGAAAUCGAGCGACUAUCGCAAAAUCGAUAGCAUGCGCAAAGUCUUGAAGAAAAGUUUAAAUUGAGCUGAAGUUGCCGUAUCGGAUAAAUUGAUUUUGAAAUGUUCAUUCAAUGUAUUCGAUACUGCAUCAGCAGAUCACUUAAAGUAUUUGGAGCAUUGUUUAUUUUUCAAACCAAAAAAAAAGUCUUUUU
Molecule: messenger RNA, 2414 nt
Organism: Drosophila grimshawi
Lineage: Eukaryota; Metazoa; Arthropoda; Insecta; Diptera; Drosophilidae
Exons: 1
Coding region: 29-2287 (752 amino acids)
Source: RefSeq, a predicted model, not a curated record